AUGUCACGCUAUGGAGAUGACCUCGAACGGAGAUUCAAGCAGAGGCUGGGCCUGGCCGACGGAGUCAGUCUUAAGCCAUGGGCGAUCGUGGCCGUGCUCCUGGUCGUAGUGUUUGGGUUUAUGUUGAUGCGAUAUCAGAACACAGGGGAUGGCCGAACCCGAACCGGUUGUGGAUUCUGAAGGGUUGUGGAGAUAUUUGAGGGGGGUGUGACGGUCGUAUAUUUUGGAUUUCUUUAGUUAUUCAUUGGAGAUGGGGGAUGGUGGGAUUGGGAAUAGGGAUGAUAUUUAAAGGAAUUAGCAAUUAUUUCUCCUUGAA
This is a messenger RNA of Tuber melanosporum (Perigord truffle), 316 nucleotides long. RefSeq lists its product as uncharacterized. NCBI's taxonomy places the organism in Eukaryota, Fungi, Ascomycota, Pezizomycetes, Pezizales, Tuberaceae. The transcript is spliced from 2 exons. Bases 1 to 180 code for a protein of 59 amino acids. The record is from RefSeq and is a predicted model, not a curated record.